Messenger RNA from Talaromyces amestolkiae, 1377 nucleotides. RefSeq lists its product as uncharacterized. The record is from RefSeq and is a predicted model, not a curated record. NCBI's taxonomy places the organism in Eukaryota, Fungi, Ascomycota, Eurotiomycetes, Eurotiales, Trichocomaceae. Bases 1 to 1377 code for a protein of 458 amino acids. The transcript has a single exon.
AUGCAAUGGGUGGCGAAUCCAUACCAAGACCAUGCAAGCCAGCCUGCUGUUUUGAUGAUGGAUAAAUUGAUAAAUGCAGAGGAAAUCAGAGAGGCCGGAGAGGAAUUCGUUGCGAAUCCGCAAUUCGCCCUGCAGGUCUACAGCACCGUAUCUCUUGAUUCUGACUACACCGCUCUCUGUCAAUAUCUCAGUCGAGAGAUCCAUGACUGGCCAUCCAUUUCUUUUGAGAUAUAUAGCCCCCAGCCGGAUGUAUUUGCCUGCGUAGAGCAUCAAAGACGGGAGAUUUUCCAUAGAAAGACCACGACCCCAGGAGAGGGAUUGUUCCCUGGAAUUGCAAAGGCAGUAACAAACGACUCAACCUCGCUUCCUCAGGGUUUACUUUUUGUGAUCACCUCACACAGCUACCGCGACGGCUUUCUUGCCCCUAAAUACGAAGAUGAAACUGGCCCGUUAUGGGUAAGUUUCAACAGGAGUUUCCCUCUCAAGGCAAAAGCGGAUUUGCGCUCACGUCUUCUGUGGGUGCCGCCCACAGGCUACAAUCCUUCGGCGGUUGAGGAGUCGGAUAUCUCCCCUGAAAGAGAGGAGAUCAUGGUGCAGGCAUGUCGGCAGACAUAUUAUCCCUUUAAAGACCUACAUUUCGUACUGCGUCGGAGUUACAUUAACGAUGAUUAUGAAUUUGAUUAUGGCCUCGAUGACGAUGAAGGAGAUCCAGAUUCGUUAAAUCAACUACCAUCGUCAGAGACAAUUGAGUCAUGGCAGUCAAAUGUUAAUUCACACCAUCAUCAUGAUUUCUCCGUGAAAUCAUCUGCUGGGGAGCUUAUUCUAAUCAAAUCAAACUUGGCGGACACAGAGCCAGAUCUGCAAUAUGUUAUACAUGUUUCAUUCGCUCAUACUAGCUCACAGCUCCCAUCCAUCGCACAGGCCUUUGCCGCGGCCAUAACAGAAAACCUACCACUUGGAAAGACAAUCAACUUUGAAUUUCAUUCAGCAUCUUCUCAAUGCCUAAGUGUUAUCCUAGCAUCACACUAUGAUAUCAUGAAUGUCCGACCAGAUAUGGUCGUGGGCGCUUAUAAGCAUGAAAGUCAAACACGGAUCUUCCCGCAGGAUCGUAACGAGGACUUCCCAGAAACCGCCCUGAAGGUCAAAGAGCCAUACCAGACCUUUUUCGUUAUUAUUGACCGGCCGGAUUUCCUCACUGCCCAUGGUGUGCUUUAUUUCCUGACGGAUGGCAAUGAAUACACAGACGAGUGGAGACGGAUCAACCCCCAGUCGAUAGCUGAUAAUGAGCGUAGUAACUGCUGGAUUUAUCAGGUGUGGCGAAGUGCUGGGAUGCCCGAAGUGGCUCGGAGGCUGGGGAUGCUCAGGUUAGAACAGUGA